AUGGAUUCCCCAACCUCUACUGCUGUUUCACCAAUUCUACCUGCCUUCCUGAAUGCCUUCUCUUCAACAUCCCAGAACCCAGACUCACAGCCCCCUGCUCCACGCAGACCUGACAGGUUUUAUAAAGUUCCUGAGAAUUCAUUAAAUGGGUUUGCACUAGUAGUUAGCGCUGAUGGGAUGAUAUUCCAUGCAUCAUCAACAAUUGCAGAUUACUUGGGUUUCCAUCAGACAGAUGUGAUGCACCAAAAUGUAUUUGAUUACAUCCAUGUGGAUGAUCGACAAGAGUUCUGUAGGCAGCUUCACUGGGCAAUGAACCCCCCACAGCUUGUUGGAGGACAUGAUCACCAUUCACAGACAGAAACAGGUGAAGAGUAUAUUCUCAGCAAUUUGUUGAAGUCCCAGGAUUCAGAAGGUGUACCACCAGAGUAUUUGCCCUUCCUAAAUCGCAGCUUUGUUUGCAGAGUCCGUUGCCUACUAGACAGCACAUCUGGUUUCUUGACAAUGCAUUUCCAAGGUCGGUUAAAAUUUCUUUAUGGCCAAAGGAAGAAAACAUCUUCUGGAACCCCCCUACCACCUCAGCUGGCUUUGUUUUGCAUUGUGGCACCAAUUCUGCUCCCACCUUUCACCGAGAUGAAAAUGAAAGGAAUGCUCCUCAGGACCAAACAGAAACCAUGCCUUCAGGCCACAGCAGAUAUUAAGUCAAAAUCAGUGACGGGUUUACUUGAAGCAGAACAGAACAUCAGGAAUGGUUACCACUUCAUCAACUUUACUGACAUGUUACAUAGUGCUGAAAAUCAGAUCAAAUUGGUAAACAGUGGAGAAAAUGGUCUUUCUGUAUUCAGAGUUCGCACAAGCAAUGAUCAGUGGGUGUGGGUACAAGCUAGUAAUCAACGUUUAUACACAAAUGACAAUCCAGACUAUAUGCUUACCCCACAGCAAACUACAAAUGUCAAGGAUGAAGGAGCAAACAUGAAGAAACAAGUUAAUGCGAGUGGAUACAGUGGAGGCCAGGAAGCCCAUCAGUACAACUUCUGCAAUGACAUGAUCAGGAACCCCAAACAUCUUGGAUGGCCCAGAGGAGCAAUCAAAGAGGAGAGUGAUCAGACAUUUGAAACCUGCAGAAGUCAGGACUGCUUUAGCCAUGAUGAACCACUUAACUACUGUAAAUCAUUUCCAGACACACAGAAAGCUUCCACUAGCAGCAGUGCAUGGACACUAAAGACAUACCCAGGUUCUUGUGCCACAAGGGUUUGUCAUCGUAUGAGUACUCUUUCAAACAGAAUGGGAAAACCAUAUUACCGUGCCAACCAUGGCAUUCCACAAAUGACUACUGGUUACCACCAUAAGGAAGGUACAAACCCUGACCAGUCUUUUUCUGAUUUACAACUUCUUAACCUGGAAAAUUGCCCAGUGGAAAAUAUGAAAGGACACAAAGCAUUAGUAUCUCCUGUCAUUUAUUACAACACUGGGAUGCCACAUGAUGUUCCAAUCAAAGCAGAGACAGGAUUAAACUCAAAAAAUGCAACAGACCCUUAUUUAGUUUCUCAAAACCACAUGUGGGUGCGUAAAGAUGAAAUGGGAAGAAGAUGUAUAACUAGUUUCCAAAAAGAAACUCAGCUAAAAGCUGAAGUCACAAUGGGUGCACAGUUGUCACCUUGUCAGAAAGCAAAACUUACAAAUAGUGUUGCACAGCAACAGCACUACCUUACAGGAGCAGACUCCACCAACUGUCCUUCCAUGCACAGAGGGUACAGAGAAGAAUAUAACAAAGGAGAAAUUAAGUUUAAUCUGCAGCAGUUAUCUUACAUGGCAAAUUCCUCCAGUGUUCAGAUCUCAAACAAUUUAAAUGGUUCAUCAUUUGGGCAAACCCUACCAGAAGACAAAAUUUUGAGUAACCAGGCAUGCAAACUACAGAACAAUUUCAAUAUGCACAGUCUUGCCCAGAAUAUCAAGCAAGAACCAUUGGAUUCCCCACCAUGGUCUGACAACAGUCAAGAGGUCAUACAGUCAGACUGUGUUAUGGAAGGCUGUUUGACAAAUCCUGUGACAGAGAAAACAUCAUUUUUAUUUCUACAAUGAACCAGGAUUUUUAUUUUCCAACUUUGGCCUUUAUCAUUUCCAGAGAAAAUGGCAUCUCAGGAACAUUAUGUCAAUAUGAAGGUUUUGAUUUCACAUAAAUGUGAUGCAAGUCAUUGUUUUCUAAUUUAAGCUGGUAUCUGUUUGAUUCUGGUCUAUACAUUAUGUAGUUGGAAGACAGAUCUCAGUGUACCUAAAAGACUGACCCUCUGUUAAUGUUGCUUAGACAUUCAGGCAAGUAAAUCGUGUUAAGUGUUCUAUGGCACUUAAAGGUAAAAUGCAAGAUUGUUGCAUACCUCAUCAAUACUUUGGGGAAAAGGCAGUAAUGUAACUGCUGAAAUGUGCAACGGAGGUAUAUAUGGCCAGUACGCAGUUAACAUAUGUUGAAUGCAGUGGGGGUUCUCCAAAAAGUGAUGAAAUCAGAAGUGCAAAAAAGCAUUUAACCUGGGGGGAUAGGGAUAGGGGGAGCAUACAUCUGUGUGUGUGUGCAUGUCAGUGCCCGGGUCUUACCUUGUCAUAAAUAUUAUGCAUAUGUAAGGGUUAUCAGGACUAGCAAUGAAUUAUGUAUGUACAUGUUGGAAAAUGGUUAUCUCAAGUAACAUCCUUUGCCUUACUGCAGUCUCUGUCUUUCUUUUACAUUACAUCACUUUUUGAUCUUGUAUGAUGCAAAAUCCUCAGAUAUUUAUAAUUUAAGGUACUGCAAUAGGAACUCAUGAUAUUUUAUUUUUAUUCUUUGAUUAUGCUGAGCCUUUUUACUGUUUAAACUAAGUAAUUUAGCUCAGUAUAUAACCCAUCUUUAGUCGGUCGUAGUUACACAGAAUUAGUUUUCUUUCAGGCAUUCACCAGUACACUAAAACUGAUCAUUUUCAGAACUUAUUAGCUUGAACACAGAUAGAUAUGUACCAUACUAUUACUUCUUCUGUCCCUCUCACAUAUGACAGAAAUAACUGCUGCAGCCAACUUCAUUUGCAGUGACAAUAGAUUAUUUAAUAAUGGCAUAUUUUCCCGUCCUAUAUUGCACUUCUUUAAGAAUUAUUAAAUGUAAUUUUACAACUGCAUCUAAAGUCAUGUUAAAAGCAUGUUCCCAAAACCUUAUCUGUUUUUAAAACAGAGUAUUUUGAUUUUAUGCAGUGUGCUCACUGUAAUUUUAUACUUUGCUGCAUCAUUUUAGUAUUUUUGUUAUCAUUCAGUCAACUACUGCUGUAUCUGUCUUCCAUCAUUUUUUGUAGGAACUUAUUUUAAACUUUGCAAAAUCUACCGCUAAGAUCAUUUAGUUGAUUUGAUGUAUAUGUACGCAUGUGCGCACUUGCAUAUAUAUAUAAGACUACAUAUAUACAUAUAUAAUACAGCCAUACUGGUAAACUUACCUUUUCAUCUAAUUGUCUGUGUCUGCUAAGCUUUCAGAAGACUGUGAGCAGCAGGAUUUUGGUAAAGCACAAAACUUAUUCGUGCAUUUACUGUUAUCAUUUUUAGUAUUUGCCUAGUUUGCUUACCAUUCAGUUUUUUUCAUUAUCAGAUUCUGAUUCCCUCUCCUUUGUCUCUCUCCAUCUUCUUGCACUCUGUCUCUUUCUUUCUGUUUUGCAACUUACAUUACCUGUCCCUGUUCCUCUUUUACCUUGAGUAAAAUUUAGCCAGUUUAAUAACCCAACUUCCAUUUCAUGUUUUACUUUGAUUUUAUCUUCCUACAUUUAAUGUUGUGUCUUUCGGCUUUUCCUGGUUAGGGGUCGCCACAGCAGAACU
Protopterus annectens (West African lungfish) is the source of this 3816-nucleotide messenger RNA. RefSeq names its product aryl hydrocarbon receptor repressor-like. Bases 1 to 2079 code for a protein of 692 amino acids. The transcript is spliced from 8 exons. Gene Ontology annotation, molecular function: transcription cis-regulatory region binding; nuclear receptor activity. The record is from RefSeq and is a predicted model, not a curated record. Gene Ontology annotation, biological process: regulation of transcription by RNA polymerase II. Gene Ontology annotation, cellular component: nucleus; aryl hydrocarbon receptor complex. Lineage: Eukaryota; Metazoa; Chordata; Ceratodontiformes; Protopteridae.